AAGCAAAGACUGAGUUUGGAAAUGUUUUGGUGCUGUGAUCCAGUCAGCUCUUCUUGAAAGCUGUUUGUAUUUAUAUAUAUUCAAAACCUUGACCUGAAACCAGAUUGAAUCUGCAUUAGAAAACAUGUUUAGCAAAUGUAGCAUUUGGCAGCAGAAUGCAUUGCCAUUCACUGGAAAUCAACUAUUUUGGAUACUGUUGGUCCUACCGAGUAGAUUAGUAGUGUAUACAUCUUAUAAACACAUCAUGUUACCUGUGUAAAAAAGUAGGUAAAUUCAAAUAUCUAAUAAAUGAAGUGGAGUAGAAAGUACAGUAUUUCCCUCUGAGAUGCAGUGGAGUAAAAGCAUAAAUUGACAGAAAACGGAAAUACUCAAGUAAAGUGUAAGUACCUCAAAUUGAUACCUAAGUGCAGUUCUUGAGUAUGCAUGUCUCGGUUGCAUUCUACCACACUGUGUAUUUAAAAUAGCUGGGGGAAAAGAGGGAAUAAAUUGAGGGAGGGAGGGAGGGAGAAAGAGAGAGUGCUUGCCGUCUGGAAAACAGCGCCCCCCCACUCUGCUCCUCCCCUCUUCCCUCUCGGCAUCUCUCCCACGCUGCGGAGCUCAGCCUUCAGCUCCCCGGAUCCUCCCAAACUCUCCCGAGCUGAGGUGGGCGUGUGGAGCCUCUUGACCCUCUCUCGCCCACUCUCUCCGAGUCUCCCCCUCUCUGCUGCAGCUUCAGGGGGCUAUGGAUGGACUGCGUUUACCUCCACUCAUCGAGGAGGCUUUGGACUCAACAGAUGACCUGUGCGAUCUGAAAGCAGAGUGCAGCCCCACCAUGGACAACCAGAUAACAGCGAAGGAGAGAGGCAUCCUGCAGGAGAACAACGAGAAGGAGGAGAUGGACCAGGAAGGCGAAGAGAAGAAACUGAAGGAGGAGGAGGAAGGCGAAGGGGAGGAGAAGAUGAAGAAGGAGCAGGAGCCCCUGACGGAGGAGGAGGAGCUGGAGGAGCUGAGGGCCCAGGUGCUGCAGCUGCUGCUGGAGCUGGACGACGCCAGAGAAACCUCCAACAAACACCAGGAGAGCUUCCACGAGCUGCAAGGUCUGUUGGAGGAUGAGCGUCUGGCCAGUGCCCAUCAGGCUGAAGCCUUCACUCGCCAGAUCCAGAAUUUGCAAGCCCAGCUGCGCUCUGUGCAGGAGGAGAUGGACAGCCUGGAGGAGGAGAAGGAGAGCGAGCUGGCUGAGGCCCAGGAGGAGCUGCGAGUUGCUCAGGAGGAGGUGAUCCUGCUCCAGCAGACAGCAGAGGAGGCGGCCGCGGAGAGAGAGAACGACAUAGCUUCGCUGCAGGAGGAGCUCUGUCGCCGGCGGGCAGAGCUACAGCGCCUCAGCGAGGAGACGCAGGAGUACGAGUUGGAGAUCACCACACUGAGGGCUGAGAUCAGCAUGAAGAGCCAGCGCAGGGUGGCCGAGAGGAGAGAGGGUGACGUGGAUCUGCUGAAGGAGGAGUGCCGUACACUGAGGGAGGAGUGUCAGACCCUGAAGGAGGACAACAGGCGUCUCACUGAGAGGCUGCAGCUGCUGCAGAGACAGAGGACAUGCUCCAGCGUCUACCUGUCACUGAAGGAGGAAGAUGGAGAGGAGGGCUCAGAGGGGAAGGAUAUGGGAACUGGCUGCGAUGAGGUCAUGACAGAGAGUUACAUGACCAUGGCCCAGUCUGGGAACUGUCACCUGGUGGACGCCUCCAUCCAGAAGAACAUUUCUUUUGAUGGGAAGCCCGCAACACCAAGCAGCUGGAACGGGGGCAUCGGGGAAAUCUUCUCCCUGAGGGAGCAGCUCAAACAGGCGGAGGAAAAGGCCUCCCAGGUCCAGAGAGAGUGUGACGGCCUGAAGACGGAGCUGCAGGAGCUGCAGGUUCUUUAUGACAGCAGUCAGAGGGAGCGCGCCGAGCUGGAGGAGGAGCUGCAGCGCUGCAAGGCAGAGCUGCAGAAGCUGUCAGGAGGGGCUCAGAGAUUCAUCCAUCCGUCUGAGCACCCUGUUCUCUCCAUCCCCUUCAUAGGAAUGAUUGUAAUAUUGGCUGUGGUCUGGUGCUGGUUGUCGGAGCUGGCGUCCCAGAGGGCAAGGGGAGUGAGGUAGGUUGGAACUCCAUUUUGACUAUCACUGCAGCCACAGCAGUGCUGCUGCUGAUGACUAGCUUGUUGAGAGCUCUCGUCCGAUGUUGAUUGGAUGGGCAACAUCUGCACAGGGACACACGUCUGCUUCAGACCAGGUCUCUCCUGCCGCCUCUGUAGACUGAACUGGAAUUCUCUAAAAGUGAGCUGACAGCAGUGUAGUAGAAAAUGUUGUCGCUAAUAGGAAGGUACAUGCACUGAGAACGAUGCAAUCACAUUUGAGAUUGAGGACGAUGAAGACUUUACCUGCAGAGAGCCAACAUGAGGAAUGAUCUCACUCCACUAAAUGUUAUGCUAGUGCCGUGUCUCUCCUCCUCUGUGUCUGUGAAUAUUAUGUUUCUCUCCUUUUAGCUAACAAUGUGAUACAAAUCAAGGUUUGGGUUUUGAUGUGCACCAAGUGGUUUUUGGUUUAUUUAUCCAUUAUUAAUUUAUUUCUUUGUUUGGAUAUUGUUCAUAGAUGUCUCUGAUAAUAAUGAGGAACAUGGAUUCUGGGCAUUGGAUGCACUGAAAUCCCUGAAAUGUACAUAUGCUCUUAAAAUGUUGAUAGUAAGAGCAAUUUGACAGUUUGUGUGAAUACUUGUUGCAUUCCUUUGAAUAAAUCCUACAUCGGGAUUGAAUUUCGCCAAAUCUGCAUGAAUUAACAACAUCCCACCAUUACCAACUAUUCUGCCAAACUUAACUUUGGAAUAUCAAAUUGAUGUCUUUCCAUUGCUAACACAAAUGAUAUGCUGUUACAAAGAGAUAAUGGCUAGGUAAACAACUUUCAAUCCAAGUCCAGUGCAGUGAGCUCUUCUUCACAUCAUUGUUAUGCUUAUUGCUCCAGGUUCAGUCACUUCCUGUCUUGUGUCUGACUAUGAAAUGAAUCAACUCCCACUUUCCUAUUUACUAAUCAAUUUAACCGAGACGCCAAAAAGUCUGCGAGGGUUUCUGAUUCACCUCACCUGCCCACAGCUUGAUUUGAAUUUCAGUUAUCUUACACUCACAGCUACAUUGUUAGACUUACGAAAUGUUCGCUGAUGUUUUUUUAUGUGCUGUAAAAGAUAUCUCAGCAACUUUGGGAGCGAAUUUAAGGAGGAACAAGCUAUAAUAUUGUUACAUUUUCUAUAAUUACAAUGUGGAGAAUUAAGCUUUUUUUCCUCUUCCUCCUCUUUUCCUGCAUGGAAAUGGCUAGUGAAUUGUUAUUUAGAUUUAUGGUGUUCGCAGGUUCUUCAAGGUACUCAGUGUAAAAAGAUGUCUGCCAGCAUCUCCUUGUUUACUGAUGACACACUUUAUGUAGACAAACACGUGUGGAAAUUGAGUCGCACUUAAAUUGAUCGACUGAUGUGACUGAGGUGAAAUAUUGGUGUUAGUUGUGAGGGCAUUUCAACAAUUAAUUUGGUUCCAAAAUAUUUAAAUAGGAAGUUGUCAGGACACGUUUGUUUGAGCAGUCAAUACAAAACAUAGAUAUGUAAAUGUGCAAGGACUUUGAUUAUUGUUUACAUUUGUAAAACUUUCUUUUUUGUAGGUGACAAUAACUAAGAUUUUAAAAAAGCAUGCCAGAAAACAUUUAGAAGCACAAUAUAUAAUGUAUGUUACUUUGUAUUUCAUGUAAAUAGUUAAGACAUAAUGUACUAUGGGAGAGAUAUUUCUUAAAUCCAUUUGUACUCGCUUUGUAGAAAGUCUAUUCUAUUUUGAAAGAGCAUCGUAUAUUUGAUAGCCAAAUUAUAAGCUGUGUAAAUGUUUAUUUAUGGUGACGUUAUUCAGAGCUGCUCUCAUUGCUAAUCUUUUUCAGGACCUCUUUGUUCAAAGGUUGUGUAGUCAUUGCAUGCAUUUAAAUUGCAUUUGACCCUAGUUGCUAGAAAGACCAAUUUAAUUCAGAAUUGAAUUAAAAGACUUUGCUGACACAUUGGUCAUUAAACAAACUCCUGAUAAGCAAUGGCUGAGCAAUUGCAUUUCUAUUAAGAACAAUGAACAAAGGUAAUGAUGAGCCACUGGACUGCAAAUGCUUCACUGUCUAUUAAAUAUAAAUCAGUUUGCAAUAGAAAUGAAAUUCCCAUUGACUGCAAUGAUACAUAUGAAUGUUGUUACUAUAGAUUAUUAUUCUCAUGAUUUCCUGAAUAUUAUCUUUCUCAAAGUUUCACAAGCUUCUAUAUUGCACUGUGUUUCUCAGCUUGUUGCUUUACAUAUUGUUGUUUUCGAUAUAGUUUGUGGCUAUUUUGUUACAUCGAGGUCUAUUUUGUACUGUAAUGACUUAAGAAAAUAAAUAUAACCCCCCCCA
Molecule: messenger RNA, 4399 nt
Organism: Eleginops maclovinus (Patagonian blennie)
Lineage: Eukaryota; Metazoa; Chordata; Actinopteri; Perciformes; Eleginopidae
Product: coiled-coil domain-containing protein 136-like
Exons: 10
Coding region: 722-2107 (461 amino acids)
Biological process (GO): acrosome assembly; single fertilization
Cellular component (GO): acrosomal membrane
Source: RefSeq, a predicted model, not a curated record